Drosophila navojoa is the source of this 3463-nucleotide messenger RNA. RefSeq names its product nuclear transcription factor, X-box binding stc (gene stc). Gene Ontology annotation, cellular component: nucleus. Gene Ontology annotation, biological process: negative regulation of transcription by RNA polymerase II. Gene Ontology annotation, molecular function: zinc ion binding; RNA polymerase II transcription regulatory region sequence-specific DNA binding; DNA-binding transcription factor activity, RNA polymerase II-specific. Lineage: Eukaryota; Metazoa; Arthropoda; Insecta; Diptera; Drosophilidae. The record is from RefSeq and is a predicted model, not a curated record.
CUCAGCUAUCUGUCACAUUUGCACACACACGCGCAUGGCAGUGUGUCUUUAGUUGUUUUUUUUUUUCUUUUUCUAAUUUCGAGUGAAGCAUAUUAACAAAAUUCGUGCGCAACAACAAGAAAUACGCAACAAUUCGGAUUCACUUUUCGCCAGCGUGGGCAAAAGCGAAAAGCGAGGAGAGAAAAAAAAAACACGCUACCAUGGCCGAGUAUUGGCAGCAGCAGCAGUCACAGCAACAGCAGCAGCUGCCUCAGCAGCAGCAGCAACCACAACAGUUGUCCCAACAACUAACAAAUGGAGCUGGAGAUUCAACGUGCUCGAACACAGCCAAUGGCCACUCUAAUAAUAAUAAUUAUGUAAAUUUUAAUCAAUUUAUUAGUCAACACAAUUUGGCCAGUUCCGUUUAUAAUGUUAGCGGCGGCGGCGGGGGUGCCUUUGGCCUGACUCCAAGCAGCAGCGCCAGCAGCGGCUCUAAUUUAUAUGCGCCACACUUUUAUGGCAAUCAAAAUGGCGACAGUUACAAUGCAGCUGGCGCAGCGGUUGCCUAUCCUGUGGUCUAUCCAAAUCCUUAUACAUCCUUCGGCAGCAAUCCGUUUGCUGCUUCUGCUGCUGCCUCGACUGGCUACGAUUUCAGCGCUUCCAAGCUUCAGGCAACAGCGCCCGAAUUUGUGCCCAAUUUUGCCAAGCUGAGUUUAACAGCGGCAGCAACAGCGACAGCACCGAUGACAGAGAGUGCCUCUGUUAAAAAUCAUAGCAACAACAACAACACUGCCACACAGCCAAACGGAGGAGAAGCAGCAACAGCAGCGUCGAGUGGGAAUUCAGCUCAGCAACCACAUCGAUCAGAGUUUAGACAAUCGAAGAGUCAAGCCAGCAAUAGUGGGGGCGGCGGAGGCGGUAACAACGGCCGCCAGCAGCGACGUAACGACUAUCGUGAGGAGCGCAAUGAGGAGCGGUAUGAGCGUGGCAAGAAGCCGCAGAAACAGCAACGUUACGAUAAUCAUCGCAGCAAUAAACGACGCGACGAUUGGAAUCGUAAUCGUGAUCGCAUCAAUGGCUAUCCACGCGCCGCCGAGGAGUUGGACACUAGCAACAGCAACGACAGUGCGCAGGCUUCGCCCGAGAAGCAACAAAAUCACCAGCAGCAACAAAUCUCGCCUAGGCGCGCACCUGAACUGGAGAAGCUGUCACAGCGCGAGAAGCUAAUGCGAGACAUUGAGCAGCGCCGACUCGAGUGCCUUGUCUGCGUGGAACUGAUCAAGGCCCAUCACGGCACCUGGUCGUGCCAGAACUGUUAUCACGUGCUGCAUCUAAAGUGCACCAUCACCUGGGCGAGCAGCUCCAAGUCGAACGAGGGCUGGCGCUGUCCGGCCUGCCAGAAUGUGCUGCAAGAGCUGCCGCGCGACUAUCUCUGCUUCUGUGGCAAGCUCAAGAAUCCGCCGUUGACGCGCAACGAAUUGGCCCACAGCUGCGGCGAGCUCUGCUGUCGCGUCGAGGGUUGCAGCCAUGCGUGCACCCUGCUUUGUCAUCCGGGCCCGUGUCCGCCGUGCCAGGCUAACGUGACGCGCAGCUGCGGCUGUGGUCGUACCUCCAAGAUAAUGCAGUGCGCCAUGAAGCAGCCGCUGCAGUGCGACGCCAUUUGCGACAAGCUGCUGAACUGCGGCGAGCAUCGCUGCCAGCAGCCCUGCCAUGCGGGCAAGUGCGAGGCGUGCGCGGAGCAAGUGCAGCAGAACUGCCAUUGCGGCAAGCAGCAGCGCGAGGUGCUGUGCACCCGGGAGACGCAGGACAAGCGGAGCUACUCGUGCAAGGAGUGCUGCGGCAAGCCCCUGCCGUGUGGCAAUCACAAGUGCAAGGAUUCGUGUCAUGCCGGCGCCUGUCGCCCCUGCAAGCUGAGUCCUACUCAAAUCACCAGCUGUCCCUGUGGCAAGCUGCCCGUGCCGGCGUCACAGCGCAGCAGCUGCCUCGAUCCGGUGCCCACGUGCGAGGGGACGUGCAACAAAACGCUGCGCUGCGGCAAGCCAGCGCAUCCGCAUCAGUGCGCCAGCAAGUGCCACCUGGGCCAGUGUCCGCCCUGCCCGAAGCAGACGGCUGUGAAGUGUCGCUGCGGCCACAUGGAUCAGAUGAUCAAGUGCCGGCAGCUGUCGACGCGAGCGGACGAUGCGCGCUGCAAGCGACGCUGCACCAAGAAGCGCAGCUGCGGCAAGCACAAAUGCAACGCCGAGUGCUGCAUCGAUAUCGAUCACGCCUGUCCAUUGCCCUGCAAUCGAACGCUGACCUGCGGACGGCACAAAUGCGAUCAACCCUGCCAUCGGGGCAAUUGUCCGCCCUGCUAUCGCAGCAGUUUCGAGGAGCUCUAUUGCGAGUGCGGCGCCGAGGUCAUCUAUCCGCCGGUGCCCUGCGGCACCAAGAAGCCCGUCUGCAAGCGCCCCUGCUCGCGCACCCACGGCUGUGAGCAUCCGCCUCAGCACAAUUGCCAUGCGGCGGCCACCUGCCCGCCCUGCAUGAUGUUCACCACGAAGUGGUGUCACGGCCAGCAUGAGCAGCGCAAGACCAUACCCUGCUCCCAAGCCAGUUUCAGCUGUGGCCUGGCCUGUGGCAAGCCGUUGCCCUGCGGCCGACACAAGUGCAUUCGGCCCUGCCAUGAGGGCGAGUGCCAGCAGGCGGGCGAGCAGUGCCGCCAGAGCUGCACCAAGCCGCGCCUGCUCUGCGGCCACAAAUGCGCCGCCGUCUGUCAUGAAGGCGACUGCCCCGAGACGCCUUGCAAGGAGCUGGUCGAGGUGCAGUGCGAGUGCGGCAAUCGAAAGCAGAAUCGCAGCUGUCAGGAGCUGGCGCGCGAGCAUAGUCGCAUUGCCACCGCCCAGCUGGCGUCCUCCAUGGCGGAGAUGUCGCGCGGCAACUACAUGGAGCUGAGCGAAAUUUUGGCGCCCAACAAAAACAACAAGUCCAACAAAACCUUGGACUGCAAUGAAGAGUGUCGCCUACUGGAGCGCAAUCGUCGCUUGGCCAUUGGCCUGCAGUCGCGCAAUCCGGACACACAGUUGAAGCCGUUGACCAAGUACUCGGAAUUCUUGCGUGGCUUUGCCAAGCGCAAUCCGGCGCUAACGAAGAGCGUCUAUGAAACGCUCACCGAUCUAGUGAAGCUGGCCAAGGAGAGCAAACAGAAGUCGCGGAGUCACUCGUUUCCCACCAUGAAUCGUGAGAAGCGCCAGCUGGUGCAUGAGCUGUGCGAGGUGUUUGGCGUGGAGUCCGUCUCCUAUGACAAGGAGCCCAAUCGCAAUGUCGUUGCCACGGCGCACAAGGAACGCUGCUGGCUGCCGGCUACGAGCAUCAUGGAGGUGCUGGCACGUGAAUCGGGGCAACGUCGCGUCCCAGUGCCCAGCAACAAUGCUUGGGGCCUGAAGAAGUAGCAUUCGUUUAAUGUUGACGACAAUACAUAACAACAACAACAACAGAAAGAGAAAGA